AUGCACAGAACCAUCUAUCCGGCGCAGUUGUUCAGAACAAAUUACCAAAGUUUCCUUAAGUUCUCGUCCAAGCCAACACAAAUUCGCACCCUGCCCGUGGACCUCCCAUCUUGCAUUGCAUCACUACAAUCAUGUGCCCAAAGACAGGACCUUUCAGAAGGCAGAAAACUUCACUCCCACAUGAUUGUUAAUGGGCAUCUUGAGUCUCCUGUUUCUGCAACUAGCCUUAUCAAUAUGUACUCCAAGAGUAACUCCAUUGCUGAUGCUUUAUGGGUUUUUCAUGCAUCAAUUCGCAUUCACAACGUGUUUGUUUAUAACGCAAUUAUUGCAGGUUUUACUGCUAAUGACAUGGCAAAUGAGGCUUUUGAGUUUUAUUGUAAAAUGCAGCUAAUUGGUAUAGAACCUGAUAAGUUUACUUUCCCUUGUGCAAUUAAGGCUUGUCCAGAUGCUGUAAGUUUGAAAAGGAUUCAUGGUUUGUUGUUUAAACUUGGGUUAGAAUUUGAUUUGUUCAUAGGCAGUGCAUUAGUGCAUUGCUACUUGAAGUUUGAUUUAAUUAAUGAGGCACAAGAAGUGUUUGAGGAAUUGCCUAACAGAUAUGAUGUUGUGCUUUGGAAUGCUAUGAUCAAUGGGUAUACGCAGAUUGGGGAGUUCAAUAAUGCUUUGGAGAUUUUUAGGAGGAUGGGUGAAUUCAGGAUAUUUCCUAAUAGAUUUACCAUUACAGGAGUUUUAUCAGCUUUGGCUCUAGCUGGGGAUGUUUACAAUGGUAAGUUAAUUCAUGGGUUUGUGAUAAAACUGGGGUAUGAUUCUGGUGUUGCAGUUUCAAAUGUGUUAAUUGACAUGUAUGGGAAAUGCAGGCUUGAGAUGAAUGCAUUGAAGAUUUUUGAGGACAUAGUUGAAAAGGAUUUAUAUUCAUGGAACUCAAUUAUAAGCGUCCAUGAACAAUGUGGUGAUCAUGAGAGAACUUUGAGUCUUUUCAAGAGGAUGUUACGUGCUGGGGUUUGGCCAGAUUUGGUGAGUGUUACUGCUGUACUUCCUGCAUGCUCAAAUUUGGCUGCAUUGAUGCAUGGUAGGGAGAUUCAUGGGUACAUGAUUAUUAAUGGGUUGGGAGAGGACGGAGGUACAUACAUUGACAAUGCUGUUAUGGAUAUCAUCAAGGAUGACGUCUCUGGGAAGUUCAUUUCUUUGUGUGAUCUGAUUAAGGGAGUCCUGAUGCUAUGCUUAUUCUUUCUCCUGAGCUCCUUCCCCGACUUUUGCCUUUCUUCUUAG
Fraxinus pennsylvanica is the source of this 1266-nucleotide messenger RNA. The record is from the annotation of a GenBank genome assembly. Lineage: Eukaryota; Viridiplantae; Streptophyta; Magnoliopsida; Lamiales; Oleaceae.